AAUAAAAGCUGCAAAAGUCAAAGCCACAAAUGUGGAGGGAUGAGUGCAGUAGUAUCAAAAUUAGCAAUUAUUUGUAUAUGCGUGUAGUCUUCAUAGAAAUACAUGGCUGUCAGUAGUUAGAAGCCAAAUGUCUGGCUUAUCUUUCCGUUAUCUGGCUUAUCUCUCCAUCUCUCCACAUACACCUGGGAUUGCAUGGUGAGGAUUUCCAAAUGAGAGGUUACAAAUAUGAAGCAGGACAGUACAAAUAAAGGAAAAACACUUUUAUCCAAGAAUCUAAAUCCUACUUGCAUUUACUGUGAUCGGCGCAUUUCCAAAUAUUAGCCAGAUCCUACAAAUGUUAACUGGUCAGUUUGUGUUGAAGCAACAGACUGAGGUAGUUUUCAGCAAGUCCCUUGACCAGGAUGGGAAUUGUGUGGCUCACCAAAUGUUUAACUGCCAUCUCCCAGCAGUCCAAGCCAGCAUAGCCAAUGAUGACAGACGCUGAGUUGGCCUAAAUAUCAUUGCUUUUCCUAACUAGAGUAGCCUUCUUGAGUAAAUUGUUGAUGGAUGAGUCAACACUUACGUAAUCCCCAUUGCUUCAAUUGACAUACUCUGAUUAAGACUACCAUCACGGUAAGACUAGAUAUAUGUAUCUACAAUUCAACAAUUGAAUCUCUUUAGACAGAUCUCUGAAGCAAAAUAGACUGAAUUAUCUAGAAGCCUUUGCUUUUACUUCCAAGCAACAUGAAUUGGUUACAAAUAAAUGAAGAAAUGAGCUUCAAAAAACUAAUAAAUGGUUCAGAGUGUCCAGAAAAACUCAAAUAUGACUUUAACAAAAAUGGUGAACUUAGGCACGAAGAUACCAAUGAACCUUUUAUUUUCAAUUAUCACCAUUCUUAUACUAAUAAUCACAAACGCUAUCAAAUUCUUGGACACUUAAUUACUCAGUAUGUAUAUGAACUUUUGGAAAAGGCUUGUAAACUGCAAAAAAAGUAUAUCCCAAUAGAUGCUCCAGACAAUAAACUUCAUAGUUUCUUUUUUAUGAGUGAGAAUGCAUUAACCAAUUGCUCAACUCUAGUUGUCCUUCUUCAAGACCAAGGAACUUCUCGUGCAGGUCAGUGGGGACAGAAGAUCAUAAUUCAUGAAGGUCUCCAACAUGGAUCACAGAUACCAUUCAUUGCAAUGGCUCUGCAGUGCUCUUGGGGUGUGAUUGUUUUAAAUCCCAAUGAUAAUUUCAUUGAUCUAAAAAUGGAACCAGAAAGUUUAAACCUCUCAGAGAAAGAAGGUUCUGCUCAUUCUCUGCAGUUACCUUGGGUAGUCCCAAAGCGAGACAGCAGUAGUCCUGAAGAACAUACCAUCUAUGUUUGGGAUCACUUAAUUUCAAAAACCACAGCUAGAAAUGUUGCUUUCAUUGCCCAUGGGUAUGGAGGACUGGUUUUCAUCAACUUGCUUAUGCAGAGAUCUUUGGAGGUGAUGAACAAAGUAUAUGCUGUUGCACUUAUUGACUCCAAACACCACACAAUGCACCAGACACAAGGCAAUUCACAGGUACAGGCAUGGAUAUGGAAACACUGUCGAGAGUGGGUAUCAAAUAGUAAGCCUUUGAAUAAGACUGUAGGCUGCCUUAUGAAAGUAGAUUGCCCUAUUGUCUCUGCAGGGACUGAAAAAUAUAGUCUGGCACCUUCCUUUAGUCUAGAAUCCAUUUUCAAGUAUCUUAAGAAUGGGCUGAAAGCUGGCAAUAGAAAACGUUUUGUUCGUUCACCUAUUGCAACAAGGAGCAAAAAAGUAAUGAAAACUUAAGUAUGUUGAUUUAUGCCUCUUUUUCUUCUGCUGUAAAAGAUGUAUACUGCCUUAGACUGCUCAGCUCAUUUAUGACAUAAUUUAUUUAGGUAUGGCUACAAUUAGGUUAUGAAAGGUUUAAUUCCUGAUUACUUAUGUCUUAUUUCAAUUGAGUUUAUUUUGAAGUUUAGUAUACCUUUGCUCUUAAAAAACAGUGGACAGCCUCCUGUUUUUUCCUUUAAAAACUAUAUUAAAAUGUCAUCCUUAAAAAAACCCGUUAUGUAAAUUGUAAUUAUGAAUAAAUAAAUCAGUAUAUAGCAGAAGCAGGUAUAAAGCACCGGGUCUGAAGAGUUUGUCAACUGCACGAUUUGCAUUCCUUGUGUUUUUGAACUUUGGUUGUUCAUUUGCUUGGAAUUAGUCUCAUUUUAUUUUAUUUUAUUUUAAAAACCUACUGUGAUCUUAAGAUUUCUUUAAUAGGAUAUACAACCAGUAGAAUGAUUUAUGUAUCUGUACAGAUAAAUAGCCCAAAGCAUUUAUUUGGAGCCAGGGCUUGCUCACUGUAUAGCAGUUGUCCUGAUUAAA
Molecule: messenger RNA, 2340 nt
Organism: Sceloporus undulatus (fence lizard)
Lineage: Eukaryota; Metazoa; Chordata; Lepidosauria; Squamata; Phrynosomatidae
Product: putative protein FAM172B
Biological process (GO): regulatory ncRNA-mediated heterochromatin formation
Cellular component (GO): nucleus
Molecular function (GO): siRNA binding
Source: RefSeq, a predicted model, not a curated record